AUGCGGUUCCAGCAAAGAGCCUUCUUUCAUCGCAACUACGCAACAUACAAAAGCUUUGACAACAAGUCAAAGUCACUGUUCUCCAUUCACGAUAUCUUAUAUAACCGCCGCUUCCAGUAUUUUAUGGGUGGCUGCAUCGGCUUCUAUCUAUACAACUUGGAUGAGGCUCCGUUCACUCAUCGGUAUCGAUUUCUCUGGGUGCCCUACUGGAUGGAGAAGAAGAUUGGUGACUACUCAUAUUCACUGAUCAUCUCACAAUACCGAGGCCAGAUCGUGCCUUCGUCAGACCCGCUGUAUAGGCAAAUCAGAAGCAUCAUGAAUAGACUUCUUGCAAGCGCCAUUGACAACACUUCAGACCCCAAGCAGGCUGCGCAUCUAAAGAGCUUGCAAUGGUCCAUCAACAUCAUCCAGGUGAGAGAUGCUCGGAAGGAGCCUCCCAACGCCUUCAUUUUGCCCAAUGGCAAGAUCUUCAUUUUUUCAUCGAUUUUCCCCAUUUGCAAGAACGAGGACGGUCUAGCUACCGUGCUCUCUCAUGAGCUUUCUCACCAAUUGGCCCACCAUUCUUCCGAACAACUCAGUAAGCAGCCAUUCUACAUUGCGCUCUCGACCAUGCUCUACGCAGCAACGGGGAUUUCCUGGUUCAACGAUUUGCUAAUUGCAGGCUUGCUUCAAAUGCCUUCUUCUCGAGAAAUGGAGUCCGAAGCUGACCGCAUUGGCUGCGAACUAAUGGCUCGUUCGUGUUUCAAUGUACGUGAGGCGGUCAAUUUCUGGAAUAGAAUGGAGUCAUGGGAAAAACUGUCGGCUGCAAUGCCCAGAGGUGGUAUGCUCCAGGAGUUUUUGUCGACACAUCCCAACACAGCUAAAAGAGUGCACGACAUUCAACAGUGGAUGCCUGAACUUGAGCAUCUCAAAGAGACGUCCAACUGCUACCAGUGGGGCCGAUUCGACGACUUCCAGCGUAACUACUAUGGCGAGAGGCGCUCAUUCUAG
Molecule: messenger RNA, 990 nt
Organism: Candidozyma auris
Lineage: Eukaryota; Fungi; Ascomycota; Pichiomycetes; Serinales; Metschnikowiaceae
Product: metalloendopeptidase
Exons: 1
Coding region: 1-990 (329 amino acids)
Biological process (GO): mitochondrial protein processing; protein quality control for misfolded or incompletely synthesized proteins
Cellular component (GO): mitochondrial inner membrane
Molecular function (GO): metalloendopeptidase activity
Source: RefSeq, a predicted model, not a curated record